This is a messenger RNA of Hemiscyllium ocellatum (epaulette shark), 1181 nucleotides long. Its product is annotated as polyubiquitin-B. The record is from RefSeq and is a predicted model, not a curated record. Gene Ontology annotation, cellular component: nucleus; cytoplasm. The transcript is spliced from 2 exons. NCBI's taxonomy places the organism in Eukaryota, Metazoa, Chordata, Chondrichthyes, Orectolobiformes, Hemiscylliidae. Gene Ontology annotation, biological process: protein ubiquitination; modification-dependent protein catabolic process. Gene Ontology annotation, molecular function: ubiquitin protein ligase binding; protein tag activity. The coding region runs from base 154 to 1074 and encodes 306 amino acids.
GUGUGCGUCACUGGCGGAGGAGUCCCUAUAAAAGCGGGAAGCGGUGGGUGGCUGGGCAUUCCCGGAGCAGCAGCUGGUGCGGCGGUAUCUGCUUUCCUUCAGCGACACCGAGAUCUACACCACCGGCAGCGGCCCGCCAGAAAUCGAGCAAACAUGCAGAUCUUUGUGAAAACCUUGACUGGCAAGACCAUCACCCUUGAGGUUGAGCCCAGUGACACCAUUGAAAAUGUCAAAGCCAAGAUUCAGGAUAAAGAAGGCAUUCCACCUGACCAGCAGCGUUUGAUCUUUGCUGGCAAGCAGUUGGAGGAAGGACGUACACUGUCUGAUUACAACAUCCAGAAAGAGUCCACUCUGCAUUUGGUGUUGCGUCUGAGAGGUGGCAUGCAAAUCUUUGUGAAAACCCUGACUGGCAAGACCAUCACCCUAGAAGUGGAACCCAGUGACACCAUUGAAAAUGUCAAGGCCAAGAUUCAAGACAAAGAAGGAAUCCCACCUGAUCAACAACGUUUGAUUUUUGCAGGCAAACAACUGGAAGAUGGUCGCACGCUGUCAGACUACAACAUCCAGAAAGAGUCCACUCUGCAUUUGGUGCUGCGUCUGCGAGGUGGCAUGCAGAUCUUUGUGAAAACCCUGACUGGCAAGACCAUCACCCUUGAGGUUGAGCCCAGUGACACCAUUGAAAAUGUCAAGGCCAAGAUUCAGGAUAAAGAAGGCAUUCCCCCUGACCAGCAACGUUUGAUCUUUGCUGGCAAGCAGUUGGAAGAUGGCCGCACCCUAUCUGAUUACAACAUCCAGAAGGAAUCCACUUUGCAUCUGGUAUUGCGUCUGAGAGGUGGCAUGCAGAUCUUUGUGAAGACUCUAACUGGCAAGACAAUCACCUUGGAAGUUGAACCCAGUGACACCAUUGAAAAUGUCAAGGCCAAGAUUCAAGACAAAGAAGGAAUCCCACCUGAUCAACAACGUUUGAUUUUUGCUGGUAAACAACUGGAAGAUGGUCGCACGCUGUCAGACUACAACAUCCAGAAAGAGUCCACUCUGCACUUGGUGCUGCGUCUGAGGGGGGGCACUUGUUAAACCACUGUACUUUUUUUGUUUCAUUGAGGGUAGUUGUCUUGCCUCUAGCUUAAAAGUUCAUUAAAGUGUGUUCCCAUGUCAUUCAAAAUAAAAUUGUUGCAAGCUUA